Naegleria lovaniensis is the source of this 555-nucleotide messenger RNA. RefSeq lists its product as uncharacterized. Bases 1 to 555 code for a protein of 184 amino acids. Lineage: Eukaryota; Heterolobosea; Eutetramitea; Acrasida; Naegleriidae. The transcript has a single exon. Gene Ontology annotation, cellular component: cytoplasm. The record is from RefSeq and is a predicted model, not a curated record. Gene Ontology annotation, biological process: microtubule cytoskeleton organization.
AUGAGUGUACAAAAAGCAAUGUUGGACAACGCCCUUUUAGCGUCGGCACAAAUCAUUGAGAAAACUCUCGAUGAAAAGUUGAGAGAGAUGGACGAAAUGACCGACGACGAUUACUUGAAACUCAAACAAAAGAGAUUGGAUAGUUUAAAGCAAAAACAUUCCUUGAAACAAGAAUGGAUGCAAAAGGGACACGGAAAGGUCAUGGAUGUGAGCGAUGCUAAGGACUUUUUUCAACACGUGAAGGAUAACAAAUUUGUUGUCGUUUUGUUUUAUAGACCAUCGAACAGUUAUUGCGAUCUAGUGUUGAGCCAUUUACAAAAGAUUGCUCCAAAACAUUUAGAAACUCUGUUUAUUAAGGUUGAUGGAGAACAUUGUCCAAUUAUCGUGGAACACUUGAAAAUUUGGAUGAUGCCAACAAUUGUGUGUAUCAAGAACGGACGAACAGAUGAUUCUAUUGUUGGUUUGGAUGACUUGGGUGGAGCCAAUUUUACGACGGCAACUCUGAGAAAGAAGUUACUUGGCUAUGGUGUCAUUGAAAGAGAGGAUGAGGAAUAA